Molecule: messenger RNA, 513 nt
Organism: Dibothriocephalus latus
Lineage: Eukaryota; Metazoa; Platyhelminthes; Cestoda; Diphyllobothriidea; Diphyllobothriidae
Source: the annotation of a GenBank genome assembly
GUCAACGACCGAAUGGCUUACGUUCGAAUAAAAGGCCAUUUUACGAACAUCUCCGUCGUCUCUGUGUAUUCACCCACAUCAGUGGCUGAACAGAAAAACAAGGAGGAUGUCUACUCACAGCUGCAGGAGAUAGUUGAAAGACUCCCUCGCCGUGAUCUGCUAAUUGUGGCCGGGGACCGGAAUGGCCGGACUGGACCCGGUGGCCCGUCAAACAGCUACCUUCUUGGUCGCUUUGAGCUUGGCUUACGAACCGACAAUGAAUUCCGCCAUAGCUACAAGCAACCGACGGCCAUUUGCUCUGUCGACUUCAUCAUCACAUUCGAUUCCAUCCAUCGUGAGUUUCUAUGGCGAAUAACGGAACUGAAUGGAGUGUCGACCAAACUGAUUGCCAUGAUUGAGGCCUAUAAUCUGCAUAACACCGCACGAUAUCUGGUCCACAGCAAUCUUUUCCAAUCGUUCGAUAUCCGAUCUGGUGCCCGAGAGGGCGGCGUCCUUUCGUCCAUUCAGUUUUAA